AUGCAACAACAACAACAACAACAUCAACAACAACAACAACGACAACAACAACAACAACAACAACAACAACAACAACAACAACAACAAAGCAUCAACAACCAUUCAACAGGUUUAUCAAGUGGUAAAUUCGAUGUGUGUAUUAAUCAUCCAUAUCUCUUUAAAGAAGAAUGGGAUAUCAAUGAAGAUUUAAUUAGAAGUAGUGGUAAAUUUGAUACUAUGGAUCUAAUUCUUACAAAGAUGCAAGCCUCCAAACAUCGUGUACUCAUUUUCACUCAAAUGAUAGAGGAACGUGCUAAUCUCAUUGUCGAAUGGAAUCGUCCAGAUUCACCUCAUUGGAUUUUUGUUUUAUCAACUCAAUAA
Molecule: messenger RNA, 360 nt
Organism: Dictyostelium discoideum AX4
Lineage: Eukaryota; Evosea; Eumycetozoa; Dictyosteliales; Dictyosteliaceae
Exons: 3
Coding region: 1-360 (119 amino acids)
Source: RefSeq, a predicted model, not a curated record